Molecule: messenger RNA, 1952 nt
Organism: Copidosoma floridanum
Lineage: Eukaryota; Metazoa; Arthropoda; Insecta; Hymenoptera; Encyrtidae
Product: multicopper oxidase 3-like
Biological process (GO): iron ion transport
Cellular component (GO): plasma membrane
Molecular function (GO): oxidoreductase activity; copper ion binding
Source: RefSeq, a predicted model, not a curated record
UUCUUCUUUUUGUAAUUUCCACCGAAGCUGUGCUGAGAUACCAGGAUGAGCGGUACCUCCACCACAUCGCCGACACUUACGACUGGACGACGCAUCCUUGCCGCAGAAACUGCCAGAAUAAUUCGAGCCCGCUCACCUGUUACUACGUAUUGGUCAUCGAGAAGUUCAGUUCCAUGAGCAAGGCUUGCUACGACUGCCCGAACAAUGUGACCGACUGCUUCAGGCCUCACUGCAUUUCGGCCGACGGUAUACAAAGGAGCCUCUACGUCGCCAAUCGACAGCUACCUGGACCAGCGAUCGAAGUCUGUCACGGAGACAUAAUCGUGGUAGACGUAAGAAACGUCAUGUUGUCAGAGAGCACGGCGAUACACUUUCACGGGGUCAAGCAAAAGGGUACCCCGUACAUGGAUGGCGUGCCAUACGUCACCCAGUGCCCGAUACUCCCGCUACAAACCUUCAGAUACACAUUCGAAGCGUCCGAUCACGGAACUUUCUUUUGGCACUCGCACAUAGGACAUCAACGGGCCGAUGGUCUGUUUGGCGCGAUGGUCGUCUAUCCGAAAACCGAAGAGGACCUCUCGGCCCAACUUUACGAUGACGACGAUCACUACAUGAUUAUUAACGAUUGGUCGCAAUACACUGGCGACGCGGAAAUGAUAAAGGCUUAUUACCACGAAAGUGCCACUGCUAGACCGACUAACAUAUUGGUUAAUGGCUUGGGUCGUCAGAUCAACAAUAUUUACGGAGCCAAAGUCACCAACACUCCAGUUUUCGUUUUUAACGUUCAACCGAACAAAAAGAACAGAUUUAGGUUGAUCAAUGCAGGGUCCGAGGAUUGUCCGAUCGAAGUAUCAGUCGACGACCACACACUGACGGUUAUUAGUCUCGACAGUCAGGACAUUAUUCCAGUCGAAGUCGACUCGAUAACCAUUUGGCCAGGAGAGCGCGUCGACUUUAUCCUUCGUACCGAUAAAAAGAUCGGCAACUAUUGGAUCAGAUAUCGCGGCUACGGUCUAUGCCAAAACACUAACGCGACCACCAACCAAACGAAUCCUGGUGUCUUUCAAGUGGCGGUACUGCGAUACGUGGGUGCGCCAAACGAAGAACCCGAUUCUCCGAUCGGAUACGACAUACCAGUCAACAAUAAUACGACUCGGGUCCUGAAUCCGUAUCAAAAAGGAACGGAGGAUCCGCCCUUCACCAAUAUAAAUAUUCCACAGUUGGUGGCGGCGAAAUCUAACGAUUUGACCGCAUUGACACCGAAUGUGGACCAACAAAUUUACAUCAAUUUUGAUUUCUAUCCUCUGAACAAUUACGAUUUUCAUCGAAAAUCACUGUUCGGAUUCUAUGAAGUGCCACCUCAUCGUAGAAUCGGUACUCUGCAGCUGAACAAUAUAAGUUUGAAAUUGAAGAGCUUUCCCCUGCUGUCGCAGCGCAACCAAAUCAAGCCCGGAGACUUGUGCAACGUAGAAAAUAUCCCGAAACAUUGUACGUCCGAACAUUGUGCUUGCACGCAUGUUAUUCCUUUGAGGCUUAACGCCGUCGUGGAGCUUGUGUUUGUUGAUGAAGGUAAAUACGUGAUCAUAAAUCAUCCUUUUCAUCUGCACGGUCAUUUCUUCCGUAUUGUUGCAACGGAAAAUUUACAAGGAAACAUAACUAUCGAUCGUGUCAAGGAGUUGGACAGACAAGGCAAGAUCAAACGAAAUUUGAUAAACGCGCCCUACAAGGACACCAUGAAAGCGCCCGGAGGAGGUUAUUCAAUUGUGCGCUUCGUGGCCAACAAUCCUGGCUAUUGGCUCUUUCAUUGUCAUUUUGAGCAACACGACAACAUUGGAAUGGCCCUGGUGUUCAAAGUUGGUGAGCACAAAACCAUGCCUCCAGUACCCAAAAACUUUCCAACGUGCGGAGAUUACGAACCCGAAAUACCUGGUUUCAACCCUAUGGGAAAAUAA